Diversispora eburnea is the source of this 1491-nucleotide messenger RNA. The record is from the annotation of a GenBank genome assembly. NCBI's taxonomy places the organism in Eukaryota, Fungi, Glomeromycota, Glomeromycetes, Diversisporales, Diversisporaceae.
AUGUCUAAACAUGUCUUGAAACCACCAACAAAUAUUAUAAAUCCAGGAGACAUUCCAAUUACUGAGAAACAUGACACUCUUCAUCUUGAUAUUCUAUCUAUCACAACUAAUACAAUGUCCCGUAGGGUGGCCGCUUCGAUAAGAGAUCAUGUCUUCUGGGCUUUCAAUGACGAUAGUGUUUCCGAAGGUGACCAAGGCCAAAACAAAGAAAACGCCUUGUGCUAUUUAUCUCAACUUUUUUUCAUUGAGUCUCCGCAGCAAGGAAAUGACAUUCAUUUAUAUGUAAUAGUAUUAGAGAAUUUAAUUUUCAGUCUAAUAUAUAGAUUUGAUGAAGAUAUGCAUUUCACACUCAAAGAAGAAAAUUACGUAGUCAUCGAAAACGGAUCAUAUAAAAUAAAGGCCGUGAGAGGUCUUGGUGAUAUAAAUCGAGCUCCACCCGUGAUAAUUCCUACUAAAGUAGGGCAUAGGAUAGAAAUUGAAAGAACCGACGUAGAAACAUCACCAAGUGUAUAUGAUAAUAAUAAUUCAGCGGGACCUAAUACGCCAAUAACCACCACAACGCCAAUAACCACCACAACGCCAAUAACCACUACAACGCCAAUAACCACCACAACGCCAAUAACCACUACAACGCCAAUAACCACUACAACGCCAAUAACCACAACUACAAUAACCACAACAACGAAUAUUGCAACAACGACAACCACCACAGCAACAAAUGUUGCGACGACACCAUUAAAUACCGCAACGCCACCAUUAAAUAUUGCGACACCACCAUUAAAUGCCGCAACGACAACAACAACAACAAAUACAACAACAACAUUAGAACAAUUUGAUGAUAAAGUUAAAAUUACAUAUCCAAUUAAACGUGGGAAUAUAGUUAAUUGGGAAGAAUUAGAAGCAUUAUGGGCCCGUAACGAAUGUCCAGUAUUAUUUUCCGUUCCUAAUAGUUGGACCAAAGAUCAAUACGAACGGAUCACACAUAUCUCUUUUGAAUCAUUUAAUGUACCAGGACUUUAUAUCGCGAAUCAAGCUUUAAUGACCAUUUAUGGAUUUGGUGUGCUUACAGGUUUGGUGGUUGAUGUUGGAUAUGGGAAAACUGCCGGACAAGAUUUUGAUGAAUAUUUUCUUUCAUUAUUAUUAUCCGAUAAAAAAUUUAUAGAAGAAUAUGGGGAGAUCCCUGAUAUCGAAUUCGCGAGAGCUAUCAAAGAAUCACCAGAUAUUUCUAUUCAUUUAUCAGUUUUGAGUUGUGACCCAGAUAAACGAAGUACCUUAUUAGAGAAUAUUGUUGUUACCGGUGGAUCAACUUUAAUCAAAGCGGAAUUACGUCCUCGUUUUUCAUUAUCCGAAAAUUAUGGAGAAUAUCAAGUUAAAGAAAUAAGAUUUUUAAAGUUACAAGAUUAUUUUACUAAUAUUAGAGAUCGACCUGAUUUGGCGGGAUUUUUGGGUGCUUCCAUUACAGCUAAAAAUGACAAUAUUCCCAAUAUUUAA